Salvia splendens (bonfire salvia) is the source of this 1919-nucleotide messenger RNA. RefSeq lists its product as uncharacterized. NCBI's taxonomy places the organism in Eukaryota, Viridiplantae, Streptophyta, Magnoliopsida, Lamiales, Lamiaceae. The record is from RefSeq and is a predicted model, not a curated record. The coding region runs from base 108 to 1772 and encodes 554 amino acids. The transcript has 3 exons.
AUUAAUAAAUUAAUAAAUUAAUUUUGGGUUUGUUCUCUGCCCGAUUAUAUCUUCUUCAGUAAGAACGAGGAACAAGAUAGUGAAAUUGCUGGAUAAAAUACAGAAAUAUGGGAGGCAAGGCUUCCUCUAAAUCAAAGUCGAGAGGCGAGAAAAUUUCAUCCAAGAAGAAGAGUAGUAGAAGAAAGGAAUCAAAGAAGCGUAGCCGAAGUUAUGAUUCAGUUUCCGAUGAUGACUCGUUGUACUUGGAACAUAGAUCCUCCGCUUUGAAAACUGAUCAUAGGAGAAGGCUAACUAAAACUAGCAAGCGUCAUCGUCAUGACUCUCCCUUUUCAGAUUCGGAUUUGGAUUCAGAUUCAUCAUACACUGAUGUCAGUGAUUACAAGACGAGGAGGUCCCGAAGGUCACGAGUUGUCUUAAAAGAUGUAAAAAGAAAACACCGCAAGAGAUAUAUCAGCACCACUGGUGAUGUAGAUACAACAAGUGGACGAAAAAGGAAAAGAUCGGGUAAAGAUCAUGUCAGUAAGCCAAUAAAGAAAUCCUCAACGAAGAAUUCAAGAAAAGUUGCGAGCAGUUCUUCAGGCUCAGAUUCGGAAAGCUGCUCAUUGUCGCAAAGUAGAAGUAGUAGCAGUAGCGGAGAUGAUAAGCUUCGAAGGAAUAAAGUAGCUUCUUCUAAGGUAAAAGAGAGGCUGAAACAUAGGCAAUCAUGCAAGGGAAAGCAGAAGCAUGAAGAUAGGAGUCCAAGUUGUACUUCAAUCGGUAGGGGGGGUGACCCCAGUUUUAGUGUAGGUGGCAGUGACCGGGAACAUUUUCCUGUCGACAACUCUAGACGCCUGAGGUCAGUUAUCACUUUUGCUGAUCAACCCCACGAUGAAGAUGAGAGUAGAUGGGAGAUGGAUCCUCAUAAAGAAGAGAUUGUGUAUGAUGAAUAUGAUUAUCCUUCUCCAAGGAGUAUCGACAGUAAUGAAGGGGGAAGUAAGAUGGAGGCUGGUGACCAAACGAUUGUUUCAUUCAGUGACAGGAUAUGCCUAGAAAAUGUUGCUGGUGACAAAGCAUGCGAACUGGGAAAAUCUGGAAUAGAUGAUGGUGAUCAUCAUCAGUCAGAAGGAUGCAUAAAUAAAUCUGAGGAGAAAGAGAUUGAUACAUCUGUUCUUGUUGCUGCUUUGGGAGGGGAUGAUCUGGAGUCAAUUCUGAGGCAGAAAGCCUUGGAAAAUUUGAGGAAGUUUCACAGGAUGCCCCAAACUCGUCCAAGGAGCAAUAUGGUGGGGAUAGAUAAUGAGAGUAAUGUGGCCACACUUUCCAAUAGAACAGUUGAUAUCGGUGAGAACGUUCCAAUAGAGCAUGGUAUCUCUGAUUAUCAAGAAAUGAAUAAGAGAAAUGGGCUCCUAGCAAUGCAAAGAGAAAUUGUGAAGCUCCCGGAUAGUGAACACGUUGAGGAGAAACCCCAAAUGGCUAAUCCAAGCAUCACCCCUCCAUGCAAUGCAUCAGCGCUCGUAGAAUGUUCAAAGGGAGAUAAGAAUUCCCAUUCUCCAGCUGCUGAGGCGAAAGCUGAAUCAGGGAACGACGUUAGUCCUGGAGCUGGAGUUACUAAAGCAAGUUCUUCUAAUGCUGAGCCGAUUUCUGGGGAGCAUAUCUCAGGACAAACAAAGGGCAGUUCUGAAUUUGAGCAGAAGACAAUGACAGUGAUGAGGGGAGGCAAACUCGUACAGGUGAGUUAUAAGGUGUACAUCCCAAAAAAGGCCCCUGCUCUAGCCAGGAGGCAACUCAAGCGGUAAGGAAAGGAAAGGAGAAGUGGAUUUUGGAUUAGAAUGACAUUCAAAAGAGAUUCCUGUGUCUGCUUGAAAGCAGUGUGUGACAUUCAUUUCGAAUUAUCUGAACAAAUAAAUAGUUUCAGCAAGUAUUUGGUGUUUUCUAUUGGUCAA